Saccharomycopsis crataegensis is the source of this 1086-nucleotide messenger RNA. Its product is annotated as globin. The transcript has a single exon. Gene Ontology annotation, molecular function: nitric oxide dioxygenase [NAD(P)H] activity; heme binding; FAD binding. The record is from RefSeq and is a predicted model, not a curated record. NCBI's taxonomy places the organism in Eukaryota, Fungi, Ascomycota, Saccharomycetes, Ascoideales, Saccharomycopsidaceae. The coding region runs from base 1 to 1086 and encodes 361 amino acids. Gene Ontology annotation, biological process: cellular response to nitrosative stress; nitric oxide catabolic process. Gene Ontology annotation, cellular component: intracellular anatomical structure.
AUGAGACCUCUUUCAGUCACAUCCACCAACAACAGUACCACUGCCUCUUCUGCUUCGGUAUUUACCUCCCUUGACUCAGAAUUGACUUCAGUCAGUACCCAGAUCACCCACUUGUCUCGCUCUACAACCCCUAUCAAAUCUAAUUUCGAUAAUAAACAACCACAACCACAGCAGCUGAUGCACCAUCAACUCCGCAAACCACUAACCCUAAGCUUAUCCCCUCGUGAAAUAAAAUUGCUCAAAUCCAGUUGGAGCUCGAUGUUAAACGACAUCUUCGAUGAAUCAUCCGACUCCUCCGAAGAAGACUUCAACCAAUUCACAUCAUCGUCCACUUUCUCUAAGCACGGCUCUCCCGGAGCUGCUGCAUCGAUGUUCUGCCAACAAUUGUACAUGAACCUCUUGAAUCUUGACCCUCAUUUGACAACAAUGUUCCCAACCAUCCAGCACCAAGCGUCCGCAUUGUCCGGGGUGAUCACCAUCGCUCUUUCGUCGCUUCCAAAUAUCCAUGUGUUUGACGAUUACCUUGCCCAAAUCGGCCGUCGUCACAGCAGAGUGUUAAACAUCGAAACCGCCCAUUUUGAAUUGAUGCUCCAGGCAUUGCUCAUUACUUUCGAAGACAGAUUGUCCGAAAGAUUCACUUUAGAAUUAGAAGACACUUGGGUCAAGUUGUACGGGUACUUGGCUAAUAAGAUCUUGGAAAGUUACGCUGAAGAUUUCAUCUUGGAUCCAAUUGCCGACGAGCCAAUUAGGGCCAUCAUUGAUCCCCUCACCAACCAACUCAUAACCCCAAAUACCAACUCCAAAAUUAAUACUAGUGUUAACAGUUCCGAUCUGGAAAGUUUGUACUCCACCGACUCUUUGUCAGUCAAACACAAACCAUCGCUUCAUUCUCUUAAUACUGUGUUGACCAAUGUCUCCUCCAAUAACACUCCAGUUAUCAAAAAGACCAAUCUGAAUCAAAGAUCGGGCUCAUCUUCUCAUGCUGACAGCGAAGAGCUUAUUUCCAAUGCCCAAGGUAACGGUCAUGGCUUCAAUAGCAAGUUAUCUAAGUUCUAUAACUUCUACAAGCCAAAGGCUAUCAGAUAA